AUGAGUACCACAGAGCUAGAAACAGAAACACCUCAGCCCAAUACCCGCAAACGCAAUGCAGAGGCCGCAGAGAUCGAAAUAGACGUGGAGGCGCCAGAACCUCCGUCCAAGAAGGCCCUUCGCAAAGCAAAGAAAGCAAAAGUAUCUAAUGAGAGCACAUCGUCCUCAGAAGCAAAGAAGACGAAGCCACCUACCGAAACACAAGAUGUCCCUCAAAAAGAUUCGACACGCUCUCAACACGGGAUUUGGAUCGGUAACCUAUCUUUUGGCACGACGAAGGACGACCUCAUAAGAUUUUUGACCUCCGAUUUAACGAAUGUGAUCAGCCGAAAUCAGAUAACCAGGAUUCAUUUACCCCAAGGUCCGCCAAAAUUUGGCAAAGCACAGAACAAAGGGUUUGCAUACAUCGACUUUUCUGACCAACAAUGCAUCGACAUGGCGCUCACGCUGAGCGAAUCUCUUCUGGGCGGCCGCCCGGUGCUAAUCAAAAAUGCGAAGAAUUUUGAGGGCAGACCCGAGCAAAAAAGAGACCAUGCUGAGAAGCAAUCCCGGCCUCCAAGCAAGAGAAUCUUUGUUGGCAACCUGGAUUUCACCACCACGGUGGAGGAUCUGGAAGCGCACUUUGGAGUAUGUGGACCGGUCGUCCAUACGCACAUGGCUACGUUUGAAGAUUCAGGAAAGUGUAAAGGAUUUGCGUGGAUUGAUUUCGAACAGCUAGAAUCUGCAGAGAAGGCUAUGCGAGGCUGGGUUGAGCGAAGAGAUAGUGCCGGGAACUCGCCUGUUGAGUCGAAAUCGUCAAAGAGCAAAAUUUUGCUGCACAGACUUCACGGUCGCAAGCUCAGGAUGGAGUACGCUGAAGACAAGGCGACUCGGUAUGAGAAGAGGUUUGGAAAAUCGGCGAAAAAGACGGCAACAGGAGAGGGAGAUUCGAGGGAAGAUAGCGGGAUCAUGGAGGUUGACAACGGAGAAGAGAAGACCGAAUCCAUGUACGACAACAAGAAGAUGAAUCCCAGCAAGGCUCAAGGGAAAUAUUCAGAAGAGACGGUGCAGAGACUGACGGGCGCAAUCAUUGAAAGUAAAGGCCAGCGAACAGUCUUUGAAUAG
Fonsecaea multimorphosa CBS 102226 is the source of this 1104-nucleotide messenger RNA. RefSeq lists its product as uncharacterized. The transcript has a single exon. The record is from RefSeq and is a predicted model, not a curated record. The coding region runs from base 1 to 1104 and encodes 367 amino acids. Gene Ontology annotation, molecular function: RNA binding. NCBI's taxonomy places the organism in Eukaryota, Fungi, Ascomycota, Eurotiomycetes, Chaetothyriales, Herpotrichiellaceae.